UGUGAGCCCCAAGAUGGCGGGCGCCCAGUGUGGACAGCUGGCACCGGGGAAUCCGGGGCUGAGGAGAAGGAAGGGAAAGGAAGCAGCGGGGGGCUGACAAUGGGACGGUCCGAGAGGGGAAGCAGCAUGGCGGCACCGAGUCUCCCUCCUGCCUGGGCCUUACUGGCUUACUAGGAAUAGUGCUGCUGAGAGCACUGUAUGCAGAUAUAUAUACCGUCCUAUAUACUUUGUGGCAUUUCUCGUGGCCCUCCACCAGAACAAGCAGCUGAUCGGGGAGCGGGGGUUACUGCCAUGCAGGCUGCACCUCCAGAACAUCAAGCAGUACUUCGGGGGCAAGGUUGGCAUGGAAGCCGUCAGCCACGCGCCCACCCUUCUCUGGGUGCUAGACUGGUCGACCAUGGACACCCACCUGGAUAACAUCGCCCUCCUUGGCCUUGUGAUCUCAGCUUCCAUUCUGAUAACCGGAUGUGCCAACAUGAUCAUGAUGGGCACGCUGUGGAUCCUGUACCACUCUAUAGUGAGCGUGGGCCAGCUAUGGUACGCCUUUGGAUGGGAGUCUCAGCUCCUGGAGACAGGAUUUCUGGGUAUUUUCCUCUGCCCCCUCUGGUCCCUGUCCCGUGUGCCAGAACGCACCCCCCCAUCGGGCAUUGUCAUCUGGGCCCAUCGCUGGCUUAUCUUCAGGAUCAUGAUGGGAGCGGGUCUUAUUAAAAUCCGAGGAGACAAGUGCUGGCGAGAUCUGACCUGCAUGAAUUAUCAUUACGAGACCCAACCAGUGCCAAACCCUCUGGCCUACUACAUGCACCGAAACCCUGGGUGGUUCCACCAGUUUGAGACCUUAGUCAAUCACUUCAUUGAACUGAUCGCGCCGUUCUUUAUAUUCAUGGGCAGAAGAAUGUGUAUUAUCAACGGGAUCCUGCAACUCCUCUUCCAGGUGCUUCUGAUCCUCAGCGGUAACCUCAGCUUCCUAAACUGGUUGACCAUCGUGCCAAGUAUCGCCUGUUUUGAUGAUGCCCGCCUCAGCUUCCUGUUCAGCUCCAAGGAUGGGUCUGCAAAACACCAAAUAUCCAAAAUCCAGAGGCAGACGUCUACUGGAGAGCGCCCAACAAGGAGUUGCAGGUUCUACACCCGCCAGGUGCUUCACAUAUCUCUGGGCAUCCUCAUCGCCUACCUCAGCGUCCCGGUGGUCCUGAACCUGGUGAGCGCCAGACAAGUCAUGAAUGCCUCCUUCAACCCGCUGCGGAUUGUCAACACGUAUGGAGCUUUUGGCAGUGUCACCAAGGAUAGGACGGAGGUGAUCAUCCAGGGGACGUCCAGUCUGGAUCCCAAAGACCCCAACGCUGUUUGGGAAGAAUACGAGUUUAACUGCAAACCGGGCAAUUUAACCCGCCGGCCGUGUGUGAUCAGCCCCUACCACUACCGCCUCGACUGGCUGAUGUGGUUCGCGGCUUUCCAGACCUAUGAACAGAAUGAAUGGAUAAUACAUCUUGCUGGGAAGCUAUUAGCUAAUGAACCCACAGCAACUUCACUUCUGGCUUUCAACCCCUUCCAGGAGAAAGGACCCCCGAGGUGGAUCAGAGGAGAGCACUUCCGGUACAAAUUCACCCGCAUCUGGGGUACACAUUCCGCUGAGGGCAAGUGGUGGAUACGCAAGAGGAUCGGCCCGUACUUUCCACCUGUCAAUCUUCAAGGACUCAAUAAAUAUUUCCAGUCUAGGUCGUGGCCUCUGCCUUCAACACCAAGCAAGCACGAAUAAGAGUAUAAACCUAUUAUACAGGAGAUAGGCACAUCAGGGUUAUUCAGUACAGGUUCUACACAAAAGCACAAGCCCCUUUUAGGUGUGGGAAUGACUGCUUCCUAAACUAAAGGUGUAUAUAUAUAUAUAUAUAUAUAUAUAUAUGCUGCACUUCAUUAUAUAGGUGGGGGCGCUAUUGCAUUGGUUUAUAUGGAAAAGAUGGAUUCACAGACACGCUGGUGAGAAAUGGUACUGCAUGUGAAUGUUACAUGGCUUGGAGAAGGUUGAAUGGUAAGUUUUGCCACCAACGCAUCAUGGUCCCAAAAUUAUCAUGAGAAAUGCAGUUCUGGGUGAUUUAUUU
Molecule: messenger RNA, 2093 nt
Organism: Bufo bufo (common toad)
Lineage: Eukaryota; Metazoa; Chordata; Amphibia; Anura; Bufonidae
Gene: LMF1
Product: lipase maturation factor 1
Exons: 11
Coding region: 344-1753 (469 amino acids)
Biological process (GO): protein maturation
Cellular component (GO): endoplasmic reticulum membrane
Source: RefSeq, a predicted model, not a curated record